GAAAGGGAGAUAUAGACAGAGCCUGAUAAUAAUAUAUAUAAGACGUAAUGUUGGAAAUGUUUUUUGACAUUGUUUUUCUACAGAUAUGGUUCACCUCAUUUCAGUGAGCCUGCUCUUCUCAGUAUGUGGUAAAGGAGCAUAUAUUCCUCAUCGCUAUCACUUUGUGAAUGAAAAUAAAACCUGGAGUGAAGCUCAGACUUACUGCAGAGUGAAAUACACUGAUCUGGCAACCAUCAACAACAUGGGAGAGAUAAAGAAGCUGAAUCACACACUGAUGAAGGAAAAUGCAAAGAAAGCUUGGAUUGGUCUACAGAGAGAGGGACCUGGGAAAUGGCAGUGGUCUCUGGCAGACCAAACUUUCUACAGAGACGGAGACACUUACAGAAACUGGAGGAGUGGAGAACCAAACAAUUAUGGGGGAAAUGAGUACUGUGUUGAAAUGUUCAGCAAUGGCUUGUGGAAUGAUAACCAGUGUGAGAUGUUAAAUCCUUUUGUAUGUUAUGAAGAAAUAAACACAAACACUAAAAAAUAUGUCUUGAUUAAUGAGAGAAAGAACUGGUAUGAUGCUCAGAUCUACUGCAGAGAGAAUCACGCAGACUUGGUCAGUGUGAGGAACCAAACUGAGAAUGAGGAGAUCUGGAGAGUGAUUCAAAGUCCAGUGGGUUUGCGAGUUUGGAUUGGUCUGUUUAAUGACUCCUGGAAGUGGUCAGAUCAGAGUAACUCCUCAUUCAGAUACUGGGGCUCUAAUAAACCCAGUGGUGGUUUUAACUGUGCUGCAGUAUCUGAGUCUGAGCAACGUUACUGGAGUGAUGUGGACUGCACAGAAAAACUCCCAUUCAUCUGCCAGGAGGAAUUUCUGAUCCUGAUUAAGGAGAAUCUGACCUGGGGGGAAGCUCUGAGAUACUGCAGGAACCAUUAUCAUGACCUGGUCUCAGUGCGCACUGAGGAGAUGCAGCUCUGGGUGAAGGAAGUGGCUCAAGAUGCCUCCACUGAACAUGUGUGGCUCGGCCUGCAUUACGACUGUGUCCAGCGUGUCUGGUUCUGGGUUUUUGGAUCAAUGAUCUGCUAUGAGGACUGGGCCCCGGGGAAUGGGACCUGGAAUGAAGACUGCAGCCAUGAGAAGAGAAGUGGAGCAGUGCAGUCUGAAGGAGAGAGGAAGUGGAUCGAGCUGCAUGAGAGCCACAAGCUCAACUUCAUCUGUUCUACCUAUGAUGAGUUGAAGUAUAAAAUAUGAGCACUAAAGACAUGGUGUGGUCCAUCUGUAUCCAGCAUCAGCUGAUCUACAGUACUGUCUCAUUUAUACUCUUCUACACUUUAUUAUUAUUGUAUCCUCUUAAUACAGAUGUUUCAUCAUAUUUUUAAUGUUGUAUUCAGUAAACUCAACUGUCUCCAUACAGCAUGAUCUGUAGUAUGUUAUGUAUAUACUACUUACUGUUCUUACAAAUAGAGGGUUUAUGGGUAAUUAAGGUGGAAUCUAUUUACCUGAUGUUUAAACUACAGUGUCUUUAGUUUGCACAUUUAAUUGUUUUUAAAAUUCUUUCUCAGAAUAGGGAACCAUACAGACCAAGUGGUCCACACAACAACUUGGCACAGGAUUUACACCAGAUGCCCUUGGGAUUGGCACUGCAUCCAAUGGCUGGGCUUUGGGCACUGGCUGGGACUCAAACCUCUGGCCUACCACUGAGCCACCA
Molecule: messenger RNA, 1691 nt
Organism: Hemibagrus wyckioides
Lineage: Eukaryota; Metazoa; Chordata; Actinopteri; Siluriformes; Bagridae
Product: macrophage mannose receptor 1-like
Exons: 5
Coding region: 86-1234 (382 amino acids)
Source: RefSeq, a predicted model, not a curated record